AGGCUAGGCACUGAAGCUUCGCUGAUCCCCUGAGGCUGCUUGGCCUGGCCCCACCCCCGCCCUGGGUCCCGGCCCUGCCCACCCCAGCCUAGACUGACAGAGCUGGUGCUUGCAGCUGCCCACCAUGCAAGGUAGCCGGCCCGGCCAGCAGCUCUGAGCGUGCAGGGAGCGCCGACCUGGGGUCGAACUGUCGCCCCCACGCAGGGCCUAGAUGUUCCCCUCGCCCGGUCUCCCGCCCGCUGCCACCACCCCUAUCCUCUCUGACUGAGCUCGGCGCCCCGGAGAGGAUUAACACCCACCGAAGAAGGGGGCUUCCUUUAUCAAGGAGGUGGCUAUUCAGGUGGCCACCACGGGUGUUGGGAGCCAUAGGCUGGGGUACUACUGAUGUCAGAAGUGAAUGGGCAGGUUGACUGACCACAGGCAGUCUCUCAACAUCAGCAUGAACUCCAGGAUCCUGUCUGCUCGGGGCUGGCUCAAUAGCCACCUACCUACCACUGAACCUGACCUAGAGCCUGCCACUGAUGGGCCCACUUCUGAGACCACCACCCUCAGCCCAGAAGCCACAAGCUUCAAUGACACCAGAAUCCCUGAUGUGGCUGAUGGCACGGCUGGCGUGGGUACCAUGCUUCUGUCCUUUGGGAUCAUCACGGUGAUUGGCUUGACUGUGGCCAUGGUUUUGUACAUCAGGAAGAAGAAGAGGCUGGAGAAGCUGCGCCACCAACUCAUGCCCAUGUACAACUUCGACCCCACGGAGGAGCAAGAUGAACUGGAGCAGGAGCUGUUGGAACAUGGACGGGACGCGGCCUCCGUGCAGGCCGCCGCCUCCCUGCAGGCCAUGCAGGGCAAGAGUGCUCUCCCCUCCCAGGGCCCACUGCAGAGGCCUAGCCGACUGGUGUUUACCGACGUAGCCAAUGCCAUCCAUGCGUGAGUGGCCACGACAGGCCUGGACCUCUGAAAGAGACACCUGCCACAGUGCCCACAGAGCUGCCCACUCCCUGAUUGUCAAGACCUAUUCUCAGGACCUGCCCUGACAAGACAGGAAGGGGCUGGGCCAUGCCCCAGCUAUUCUGUAGACCCACCUGCUGACUCUCCAGCCUUGAAGAGAGGCCCUGGCCAGCCUAGCCAUCUGGCCACUGAUCUCUCCUGACUUGACGGACCUGGCACAGAGGGUAUCCUUUAUGCCAGGAAGGUCAAGAGCCAUUGCUGGCUUAAUUGUCUGCUGGUCACACCCCUCUCAUCAAGGUCUGCUUCUCUAAUAUGGAGGAAAUUGGGGGAGAUACUCUGGGAGAGGAAGAGGGAAAGGAGAGGUGGUUCCUCUCUGUUGGGAAGAAAUCUGUAUUUUAAAAUUUGGAGCCUCUUCUGGAGUGAAAAGAAGCAACCACCAACUUCACUGGGACAAGGUGGGGCAGUACCUGUUUUAGUCCCUGAAAGGCCCACAGAUGAAGUUGAAUCUGCCCAGGGGACAAGAUGCCAGGAGAAGGGCUGUUCAUGCCCAGCCUCCAUCCAUAUUACAGAGGGUCUGUGAGGUCUAUCCCUGGGUAGCCACCUGCUUUGGGGCCCAAGUAAUGGAGGAGGCUGAGAGAGAAGUAACUGGGGGUAUGGAUGUGGAGGGAUGCUGACCCCAGACCUGCUGAAAGUCUUCAUGCAUGUGCAUAAGUGGACCUACAUGCAGAUGUGUGCGGGGCACAAUAGAGACCCUCUUUGUUGGCUCUACCCUGUAAGUCAACCUCCCCCUAUGGUACGUAGCGGAGCACUGGGGUAGGCCACCUACUCUGGCCUUCAGUAAUUGGGGACUCAGGGGAAGAUGGAAGCAAAGCUGAUUUCCACUCUCUACUGCACUUCUUCAAUGGGCUCUAAAAGCCGUGCUUACCUGCUUCUGGAAAUGGCUCCCUGUCUUUAUCAGGGAUGGUAUUCAGGGAGAGGCUCUUGGUUUGAGGGCAGUGGGGAUAGGCUAUAGGCUAGUGGAAACAGUUCUAACUGCCUGAAAAGGAAUGCCUUGUGGGAUUCCUCUAGGGUGAAGGAAGGCAACUACUCACAUGGGACAGCAUAGAGCAGCACCUGUUAUAGGCCCUGAGAGACCCAGAUAUAGAGCUGAAACUGCCUAGUAAGCAAGAUGCCAGGAGAAGGGCUGCUCAUACCCAGGGUCCAUGCACAUUACAGAGGGCCCAUGGGAUCUCCCAGACUCCUCAUAAGAAACCUAGUCCAUUCUUUAAUUUUCUCUCCUACUCCCAUCCAUGGGAAGGGCCCCUUGGUAUUCAUGGAGUAGAAAAGAGGGUCUUUGCACUUGUCCUCCCCCUUAACUUUGAAAGUCCAGGAUGAUGCCAGAGACAUCUGGGCAAGAGAAAAACCCCAGGGGCUGGGCAGUUUUUCUACACUGGGCACCCAUACACACAUGAGCACGCACAGAGGCAUGUCCCUAUGUCCAGCCUCACCAUCAUCACUGUCCUCUGCUGGUUGGAGGAGACACAGGGGUGGCACAUAUGGAUCUUCCAUUGGACGAAUGCCACAUGUCAGGAAGUGAGGGCCUAGGAGGCCCCCAUGGGGAAGGUUCUGGAUUUAUUCCCUCUUUUAGAUGCUAUAAAUACAUUAGCACUUGAACGACUGGAAGGCUGCGGGUAAUUUAGGAUGCACAAAGCUGUAAUUUAACUCACAGCAUCUCUAUGUGUGAGAGCAUUAAAGAUGUAAUUAAGAUGUUUACA
This is a messenger RNA of Ictidomys tridecemlineatus (thirteen-lined ground squirrel), 2699 nucleotides long. RefSeq names its product chromosome 3 C3orf18 homolog (gene C3H3orf18). NCBI's taxonomy places the organism in Eukaryota, Metazoa, Chordata, Mammalia, Rodentia, Sciuridae. The record is from RefSeq and is a predicted model, not a curated record.